Striga asiatica is the source of this 1054-nucleotide messenger RNA. The record is from the annotation of a GenBank genome assembly. NCBI's taxonomy places the organism in Eukaryota, Viridiplantae, Streptophyta, Magnoliopsida, Lamiales, Orobanchaceae.
AAAUUAAUCNAAAAAAAACACCAUCAUUCGCAGCUCCGCCAAUGGCUUCCAACGACCGACAGAACCAAAAGUCAGUCAACCCGGCCCUCGAACCGGAUCUGGACUCCCCGGCUGAUCCGGGUCUGGAGCUGGCCCAAUUUGCAGCGGGCUGCUUUUGGAGCGUCGAGCUGGCCUUCCAGAGAGUCCAGGGCGUGGUGAAGACUGAGGUGGGCUACUCACAGGGCCAGGUCCAUGACCCGAAUUACAAACUGGUCUGCACCGGAUCCACUAAUCACGCUGAAGUUGUUCGGGUUCAUUUCGACCCGAAAGUUUGCCCAUACACCACUUUGCUGGACGUGUUUUGGGGAAAACAUGAUCCCACCACCCUCAAUCGCCAGGGAGGGGAUAUCGGGACACAAUACAGGUCAGGCAUAUAUUAUUACAACGAGACACAAGCUAAAUUAGCCCGAGAUUCGCUAGAAGCAAAGCAAAAGGAGAUGAAGGUAAAAAUCGUGACUGAAAUUCUACCGGCCAAGACAUUUUACCGGGCCGAAGAAUAUCACCAGCAGUACUUGGAGAAAGGCGGGCGUAAUGGCUCCAAGCAAUCGGCUGCUAAGGGCUGCAAUGACCCGAUCCGUUGCUACGGUUAGAAGUUUCGUAAAAUUACCUCAAGUUAAAAGUUUAUUUACGAUUGGCACCUUUGAAGGUUACUUAUUUAUUCGCUUUUGUGAUGUUUGAACUGGUAAUGCAUCGUAUUGUGAUGUGUUGUGCUUUGAGUUUGAGGCUGCAAGUGCUCAUUUUGUGUAGCUGAUUUAGACGAUUCUAGAAAUAUUGAUCAUGUUACGAUUAUCCACAUUUUCCGUGGUAAAUAAGAUGGAGCCAUUCGGUUGUGAGUGUCAUGUUUCUCUGUUGGUAAAUUCGCUGGGGAAUGAUCUGUUUUUGUUUGUGAGAGGUUCGAUCAGCAAUGCUCGUUCGGUUUCUUAGUUUAUGUUUUCAAAUCUUCGAAUAAUCUGAAUUAUGUGAUACACGUCUUGUUCUAUAUCAAUGCGAAAGUAUCUUUAAAUAUAAAGGGACA